CCUCUCAUCCUGACACUGCCUCCAUCACUUCACUGCAGAUACACGGCAACAAAUAUCAGAUUGGUUGGCAAAGCAACUGCAUUUCUGAUUCUGCAGUUCAGCCUCAGCAGCACCAGGUAGCCUCUGCUCAAAGGUAUACAGCAGGUAGAUGUCAGUCAAAGCUGAUGGAGGUGCGGAUUGGCUUGUUUCUGCCCGCGGGGCUGCAGGCUCCUCCUCCCUUCCAGAGUCCUGAGCUUGUUGCAGACAGUGUGCGCUCUCAGGUUACGCGUGUGAAGUUGUGGACUGGAGGAUAUCGAAGACACGCAGCCACUUAGAGUAGGAGGAAAGCAGAGGCUCUAUUCUGACGUUUCACUCUUUGAAUCUGGGGAAUACAACCACGCAGCGGCUGGGAAACAGCAAGAAAACGACUUUGUGGCAUUUAACUGGGAGACCAAGCAUACCCAACAGUAUGCGGUGCAGUUAUGGCAGGCAAUGGUAAGACAGUCGUGAGGACGCUGGAGGAUUUAACGCUUGAUUCUGGUUAUGGUGGAGCCGCGGACUCGGUCAGGUCGUCCAGCGUGUCGCUGUGCUGCUCCGACACGCAUCAGUCCAUCGUGCAUGGGGGUAACGGCUGGCAUCUGACAGAGUCCAUGCACAGCAGACAGAACAGUUUGGAGACAGUCAACACCGUCCUGGCGGAGGACACGGACAUACUGGAGUGCUCGGGUCAGUGCGCCAAGCUGCCCGAGCUGGAGGACGUGCCAUGGAGCCUUGGCGAGGUGGAGGGCGCACUGAGGAAAGACGAGGAGCUGAUGGUGGGCGACCCUCCACCCGAGGUGCUGGCGCGGCUCUCCGCUCUCAUCAGCAGCGCUCUGGUGAGGGUGGCUCGGGAGGCGCAGCGGCUCAGCCUGCGCUACGCCAAAUGCACCAAGCACGAGAUCCAGAGCGCCAUCAAGGUGGUCCUCUCAUGGACCAUCUCAGUGAACUGCAUCACGGCGGCCCUCAGUGCCCUGUCCCUCUACAACAUGAGCACCGGGGACAAGUUCAGCCGCGGGAAGUCGGCGCGCUGCGGGAUGGUGUUCUCGGUGGGCAAGUUCUUCAGGUGGAUGGUGGAUAGCCGGGUGGCGCUCAGAAUCCACGAACACGCUGCCAUAUACCUCACCGCCUGCAUGGAGAGUCUGUUCAGAGAGGUGUUCAGCCGCGUGCUGCGCAGCGCGCUCGUGGAGAGGGACAACGGCGUGCCCAAGUUUACGCUGGAGUCUCUGGAGCAAGCCAUCAACAACGACUCUGAGAUCUGGGGGCUGCUGCAGCCAUAUCAGCACCUCAUCUGUGGGAAGAACUCAAGUGGUGUGCUGAGCCUGCCCGAGAGUUUGAACCUGCACCGCGACCAGCAGCGCUCGGGCCGGGGGAGCGAAGGUCAGGGCUACUCACAGGCCGAGCUGCGCACGCUGGAACAGUCGCUGCUCGCAACCCGGGUGGGCAGCAUCGCAGAGCUGAGUGAUCUGGUAUCCCGGGCCAUGCACCACCUGCAGCCCCUGCACAUCAAGAACUCCAGCAACGGGACCCCGGUCCACCAGAAGACCCCCAACACCACGGUGCACUGGGAGCCCGAGGCCCUCUACACCCUGUGUUACUUCAUGCACUGCCCACAGAUGGAGUGGGAGAACCCCAACGUGGAGCCCUCCAAAGUCUCCUUACAGACCGAGAGGCCGUUCCUGGUGCUGCCUCCCCUGAUGGAGUGGAUCCGGGUGGCGGUCGCUCACACGGAGCAUCGAAGAAGCUUCUCUGUGGACAGCGACGAUGUGAGGCAGGCCGCCAGGCUGCUGCUGCCCGGAGUUGACUGUGAACCCAGACAAAUAAAAGCGGAGGAUUGUUUCUGUGCCACCAGGAAGCUGGACGCCGCCUCCACAGAGGCCAAGUUCCUGCAGGACCUGGGCUUCAGGAUGCUCAACUGCGGACGGACGGACCUGGUGAAGCAGGCCGUGAACCUGCUGGGUCCGGAUGGCCUCAACAGCAUGAGCGAACAGGGGAUGACCCCCCUCAUGUACGCCUGUGUCCGUGGUGACGAGGCCAUGGUUCAGAUGCUGCUGGACGCCGGCGCCGACAUCAACAGUGAGGUGCCAAGCACAGUAAACAAGCACCCCUCAGUUUAUCCUGAAACGCGCCAGGGGACGCCUCUCACUUUCGCCGUGUUACAUGGACACGUGCCUGUUGUGCAGUUGCUGCUGGAUAACAGAGCGAAUGUGGAGGGAGCCCUGCAGGAUGGGGCGGAGAACUACACGGAGACCCCGCUUCAGCUGGCCUCUGCUGCAGGUAACUUUGAGCUGGUGAGUCUGCUUUUGGAGAGAGGGGCCGACCCGAUGAUCGGGACCAUGUGUCGAAACGGCAUCUCCUCCCUCCCGCUGGGCGACAUGAACUCAUUCAGCCUGGCAGCAGCACAUGGCCACAGGAAUGUAUUUCGAAAGCUCCUGUCCCAGUCGGAGCAGGAAAAGGGCGACGUGCUGUCCCUGGAGGAGAUCCUGGCCGAGAGUUCGGAGCCCGGGGAGAAGAGGUUGCCGCCGCAGGCCAACGGAGGAGGGACACUGCGAACAGGAAAGGCCAGACUGAGGGUCCUGAGAGAGGCCAUGUACCAUAGCGCAGAGCACGGCCAUGUGGACAUCACCAUAGACAUCCGCAGCUUAGGUGUUCCCUGGACGCUGCACACCUGGCUGGAGUCCCUGCGUACCUGCUUCAUGCAGCACCGCCGGCCGCUGAUCCAGGGCCUGCUCAAAGACUUCAGCUGCAUCCAGGAGGACGAGUACACCGAGGAGCUGAUCACACUCGGCCUGCCCCUCAUGUUCCAGAUCCUCCGGACCAGCAAGAACGAGGUGAUAAGCCAGCAUCUGUCAGUCAUCUUCACCCAGUGCUACGGACCCUUCCCCAUCCCAAAGCUGACAGAGCUCAAGAGGAAGCAAACCUCGCGCUUGGACCCCCACUUCCUCAACAACAAGGACAUGUCUGAUGUGACUUUCCUGGUGGAGGGGAAACCAUUUUAUGCACAUAAAGUGUUGCUGUUUACAGCUUCAGCCAGGUUCAAGUCGCUGCUCCAGAACCGACCAGCAGCAGAGAACACCUGCAUCGAGAUCAGCCACGUCAAGUACAAUAUUUUCCAUCUGGUCAUGCAGUAUCUGUACUGUGGGGGCACUGAGUCUUUGCACAUACGCAACACUGAAGUGAUGGAGCUCCUCUCUGCAGCCAAAUUCUUCCAACUCGAGGCCCUUCAGAGACACUGUGAGAUCAUCUGCUCCAAGAACAUCACCACGGAAACCUGUGUGGACCUCUACAAGCACGCCAAGAAUAGUAAAAACCCCUCAUCUCUUACACCACAGUUCCUCGGUGCCACGGAGCUGACGGCUUUCAUCGAGGGCUACUUCCUGAAGAACAUGGUGCUGCUCGUUGAACUGGACGGCUUCAAGCAGCUGCUGUACGAGCCCCCCGCCCCCGAGAGCCCCGCCUCCAGCCCCGGCAUCUGCUCCGACAUCCUGCUGGACCUGGAGAAGACCCUGGCCGCCCGCAUCCACUCCAUCCACCUCUCCACCUCCAAGGGCUCCGUGGUGUGAAGCCCUCCAACCAGGCACAGCGUCCAUGUAACACCGCCUCCAACAUCCAGCCACAGCUGUCCCGCCCCCACUGCUCAGGGGGGGGGGGGGGCUGUCGGAGGUUUUUAUGUCAGGGAUUCCCUUUAAUUCUGCCUGUUGCAGCCCCCCACCCCCCUUAAGGGAUAAAGAUGACAAAAUCAAAUGGAGAACUUUCUCUUCCUCGUCAAAAUGGCACUGAUCACCUCACAGUACGAGAACUGUCAAAUACUGACUCCACUCAGCAGUAUCACUUAGACCUAAUCAUGAUUAUGAAAUUCAUAUAGGAUACAUGCAUGAAUUAAUUCUGUACACCUUUUUUUGCUUAAAAAGGUUCUAGAAGUAGGAUUUUCACUCAAUAAAAGCAGCUUUCUCAUCAUCUCUAAUAUGAGACUUUAGGUUUACAAACAUCAUCUUAUGGAAGUGGAUGCCAUCGCAGUAUAGUUUGACACAUGCCAAAAUAUAUUCCUACUAUACAACCAAUAAAAGUGACUCGUAGCAAUGCCAGCAGACGGACUUUAGGUGGACUUAUUUACAUUUCUGUCACUUCUAUGUUGGAUAAGUUUCACUGUUAUAUCUACUGUGUGCAGAGGCCAAACUGAUCACAGGAACUUCCACACCUGAAGUUUCACCGCUCAGUGGAAUCUAUGCUGACGUAUGCUUGAAACACGGAUGUCCAACUGGGAAAUUAACUUGUGAUAACUCCACGAACACUGUUCUUUGCAUGACACCUCCUCAACUGAGCUGCCCUGAUAUUGCUUUUUAUGCAGAGCAUUCUUCAUGGACUACUUUCGCAGAGGGGAGAAGGGGAAACGCUGCUUAUUAACUUUCUACCCACUGCAAAACUGACUGAGCUGAGAUGGAUUUGGAUUGGCAGGGACUUUAUUCAAAGCAAAGUGUAAAUACGUCCUUUAAGUCAUCGUGCUGGUCGUUCUUUUUUGUAAACUGAUGUACAGUAUACUCCCACACCCUGAUGACACCAGUCUCACUGAAUGUUCUCCUGAACAGUUUGUAUGUGUCUGUUUAUGCAAACGUUGCAUGUUUAAUCUUGUUUGUUUGAAUCCUCCGUUUCGCUUUAGGUGUGCUUUCCGUGUAGAUGGGUAGGCUGAGCAGCGUGUGGAUUGUUCCGGAAAAAGACCAGUCAAAAAGACCAUCAAUGACUUUGUUUUUUCUGAUGAAUUCCAUAAGAUCAGGGUAGGUCACUCAGAUGAAUUUUAAAGUCACGGCUUUACCUCAAUAACAUCAAGGAUAGGUUGAAUUCCAUCACACUGUAGGCAGUGAAUGUAUUAGAGACACAGUUAUGUGACUCAUACAUGUAGUGCAUCCCUUCCAUUUGCUUUAACGCACCCUUUCAAAUUGUACCUAAAAUGUUCUGGGAACACUAUAUUUCUUAAACCAUUGACCUUCAUUUGUCAUCAAAUUCACAAUUUAAGACAACACAUCUUUAUAUUCAAACAAAAAAUAAAGGGCAAAAUGUCAAACACCUGAGACUAUUAACACAGCAAUAAUUAAUUAAAGAAAAAUACUUAAAAUGAGACAAUCUAUAAAUGUCCAAAUAUAGAUCUGAAAUGUACCAGUUCAAGUUUCAUUUGUAUUCUACCUGUUUUAACAAAUAAUGAUCGUCACAUUCAGAUGUCUAUAUAAAUUAUUAAUGUGACGGUUCGAGGCGUUUUGUUAUCUGUCUCAGGUGUGACCGUGUGAAGUCAGAGCCAGCAGCUUUAGUAUAAAGAUGUGUUGUUUAAUAAUGUGAAUCCUGGGAAACAUCGGCUACCAAAAUAUUGUGUCUUUGAUAAACUCAGUGCAGAAAUUCAACAUUUUUGUCCACAUAAUUCUUUCUACACACCUAUCAACCACAUGUGGAUUAUAUAAUACUAAUCAAAUCUGAAAGGACCAAAAUGUUAAACUGGCCACAUUUCUUUAUAGCAGCAGCCUUUGUUGUUUUUAUUCUAAAUUGAGCCCCGUCACUAAGAUACCAUCCAUCUGUAUUUAGGAGCAAUCCUUGAACCUACAGUAUUUGAUUGAAUGUAACAAUGCAACAGAAGUUUAAUAUUUACAAAAAUGGGCAAUAUCUUUAGUCCAGCAGCAUACCAAAAAAAUGAAACAUCCUUUUGUUUCCGGUGUCUCCUGUGCCCUCAUAGUUUGUGAUGUUGUUCCUACAGGAAUCCGACUCUACCUUUGGACAGAUCUUAAAUCAUUGUAGCACACUCAAAAUGGAUAAAUUAUAUGUGUUAGGCCCAACCACAUUUUAACAGAAACAUAAGCAUAUAAGAGUUGGUUUAAAGUUCUGUAAAUAGUUACAGAAAGGGAAAUAUAGAUAUUAACCUACGGCUUUAUUUUCUUACCUUUACAUAGCACUCUAUAUUUUAUUUUACAUUCCACAGCUAUUUUGUUUUACAAAAGUUAUAAAAGAUUAUAUAAAAAGAUGCUUUGAAAUCAAGCAAUAUUUAUGUGAAACUGUACUACUCUGAGUAGUAUGGUGAAUAAUAUGCCACAGGAUAUUGAGCUACUGUAUAAAUGUGAAUUGAACGACACAUAGCAAAAACAAAUGAGUGACUGAAAAACCCUGAAUAUAAUAGCUGUCUUUAUAUUUCUGUGACAUCCCAUUUAUUACAUUUUGUUAUGUAUUUCCCUCAUUUUAAAAGAAAUUGUAUAACUUAUAGGGUGCCAGUUUGUUGAUUUAACACUGAAAUAAAUAACAUUAAGCUUUAUACCGAAUCAUAAAACAUUCCCACAUUUUAAGUGAAACAUGUUAUUUAAAGGGUAAAUGUAACUUAAAGAUGCAAACCAUUUUGUCUCCACUGAGAUAAAAAGGUUCAUAAUGAUGUCAAGCACUUCUUGUGCAAGUGUUACUCUCACACGUUCAGAAGCAUUAUAACAGUGAGCUAGUCUUAUUGUGAUAAACAGCAGCUGAAUAUGGCUUUAGAAUAAGAGAAUACGUCGGAAUCUUUUUUUAUUUAGUCUUAAUGUGAUGCUAUUAAAAAGGCUAACGUUAGCUUGCCCCUGUGCUGCGAUUUGAUUAGAAACUGGGUCAAAGCCGUUAAAUGUGGGUUUGCAUGGCUGUUCUUGUUUAAUGUUGUUGAGAAUGUGCUUUGUACACCAGCUUUGUCAAACAACACUCUCCUCUUAGUUUGUCUGAGCAUUUAUGUGCCUGCGUAUUUGUUCCUGGUAAUAAACAACACGGUGACACCUAGACGCAGUGGAAACAUGCAUCAACGAUGGGGACGGGGGUUGAACUUUUUUGCUAUUCUUUUUUCCUUUGAUGAGAACAUGUAUAUUGUACAAAAUAUAUAUAUAAAGUAUACAUGGUGUGAGAAGCAGGGAUGUGGUAGAGUUUAACAACACAGAGGAAUGUUACACUCAUGCUGCAGUUUCUGUUGUUCCAUGACAUGCUUUUGUGGACAGCUAAUAAAUGACCAGAGUUUAAACUGUAUCAAA
This is a messenger RNA of Gymnodraco acuticeps, 7028 nucleotides long. RefSeq names its product ankyrin repeat and BTB/POZ domain-containing protein BTBD11-A. Gene Ontology annotation, molecular function: protein heterodimerization activity. The transcript is spliced from 17 exons. The record is from RefSeq and is a predicted model, not a curated record. The coding region runs from base 462 to 3578 and encodes 1038 amino acids. NCBI's taxonomy places the organism in Eukaryota, Metazoa, Chordata, Actinopteri, Perciformes, Bathydraconidae.